Molecule: messenger RNA, 2439 nt
Organism: Chinchilla lanigera (long-tailed chinchilla)
Lineage: Eukaryota; Metazoa; Chordata; Mammalia; Rodentia; Chinchillidae
Gene: Tlr1
Product: toll-like receptor 1
Biological process (GO): immune response; cellular response to triacyl bacterial lipopeptide; inflammatory response
Cellular component (GO): membrane; Toll-like receptor 1-Toll-like receptor 2 protein complex
Molecular function (GO): transmembrane signaling receptor activity; lipopeptide binding; Toll-like receptor 2 binding
Source: RefSeq, a predicted model, not a curated record
AUGUUCAAGGAAGUGCUUGAGUUUCUUUCAGACUGCCAAACAGAAGGGACAGGCAGGAUGUCUUGGAUCUGUAUAUAUGUCCAGAUGGUCUGACUACCUCAAGAAUGUCUGUUGCCACAAAAUGGCUCAAAUUAAAUUGCGAACCUUCCACUUUGUUAUCAUCUUCAUAUUAAUGCGUGAGAUCAAAACCCAAAUAUCUGAUGAAAGUGAAUUUUUAGUUGACAGGUCCCAAACAGGUCUCACCCAUGUUCCCAAGGAUCUAUCCUUGAAAACAACAACCUUAGAUCUAUCCCAAAACUACAUAUCUGAGAUUCAGUCUUCUGACAUGCUACCACUAUCAAAGCUGAGGAUUUUGAUACUGUCUCACAAUAGAAUCCAGUAUCUUGAUAUCAGUGUUUUCAAAUUCAACCAGCAAUUGGAAUUCUUGGACUUGUCCCAUAAUGAAUUGAGGACAAUUUCUUGCUACCCUACGGUGAACUUCAAGCAUUUAGACCUCUCCUUUAAUGCAUUUGAUGCCCUUCCCAUAUGCAAGGAGUUUGGCAACCUCUCUCAACUAAAAUUUCUAGGACUGAGUGCAACACAGUUACAAAAAUCUAGCAUGCAGCCAAUUGCUCAUUUGAAUAUCAGUAAAGUUUUGCUUGUUUUAGGAGACACUUAUGGGGAAAAAGAAGAGCCUGAUAGUCUUCAAGAUCUUCAUACAAGGAGUCUGCAUGUUGUUUUCCCCACAAAAAAGGAAUUCCAUUUCAUUCUGAAUGUGUCAGUCAGUACUGCAGUAAAUGUGGAGCUAUCUAAUAUCAAGUGUGUGCUACACGACAAUGAGUGUCGUUUCCUAGAUGUUUUGUCAGAACUUCAAAAGAAACCAAGGCUACCAAAUCUUACCUUAAAUAACAUUGAAACAACUUGGAAUACUUUGAUGAGUAUCAUGCAGAUUGCUUGGCAUACAAACAUGGAGUAUUUUUCAAUUUCAAAUGUGAAACUACAAGGUCAACUGGGCAUCAGAAAUUUUGGUUCUUCUGCUACUUCCCUGAAGGCAUUGUCUAUAAAGCAAGUUGUCAGUGAUGUGUUCAAUUUUCCACAAAGUAAUAUCUACAGGAUCUUUUCAAAUAUGAAAAUCCAAAAUCUCACAUUGUCUGGUACACGUAUGAUCCACAUACUUUGCCCAUCCCAAAUUAGCCCAUUUUUAUAUUUGGAUUUUUCCAAUAAUCUCUUAACAGAUACAAUUUUUAAAAACUGUAAAACCUUAGUUGCAUUAAAAACACUUAGUUUAAAAAUGAAUCAAUUAAAAGAACUUGCAAAUGUAAUUCUGAUGACCAAGGAAAUGAAGUCUCUACAACAACUGGAUAUUAGCCAGAAUUCUCUAAGGUAUGAUGAAGAUGAAAAUACUUGCUCUUGGGCUGAAAGUUUAUUAAGUUUAAAUAUGUCUUCAAAUAUACUUACUGAGUCUGUAUUCAGAUGUUUACCUCCCAAGGUCGAGGUACUUGAUCUUCACAGCAAUAGGAUAAUGAACAUCCCUGAGGAUGUCACCUAUCUGGAGUCUUUGCAAGAACUCAAUGUUGCUUUCAAUUCUUUAACUGACCUUCCUGGAUGUGGUGCCUUCAGUAGCCUUUCUGCACUGAUCAUUGACCAUAAUUUAGUUUCCCACCCAUCAACUGAUUUUUUCCAAAGCUGCCAGAAGAUUAGGUCAAUGAAAGCAGGGAACAACCCAUUCCAUUGCACAUGUGAGUUAAGAGAAUUCAUCAAAAAUACUGGCCAACUGUCAAGUGACAUAGUGUGGGACUGGCCUGAAACUUACAAGUGUCACUAUCCAGACCCUUAUAAGGGAAUCCUGCUAAAGGACUUCCAUGUGUCUCCACUAUCCUGCAACACAACUCUGCUUAUCGUGACCAUAGUGACCUCCAUGCUGGUGUUGGCUGCUACUGUCACCUUCCUCUGCCUCUACUUUGAUCUGCCCUGGUAUCUCAGGAUGAUGUGUCAGUGGACCCAGACCCUGCGCAGGACCAGGAACAUCCCCUUAGAGGAACUCCAAAGAAAUCUUCAGUUUCAUGCUUUUAUCUCCUACAGUGGGCAUGAUUCUGCCUGGGUGAAGAAUGAAUUACUACCAAACCUUGAGAAAGAAAACUUACAGAUCUGCCUCCAUGAGAGGAACUUUGUUCCUGGCAAGAGCAUCGUGGAAAAUAUCAUCAGUUGCAUUGAGAAGAGCUACAAGUCCAUCUUUGUUUUGUCUCCCAACUUUAUCCAGAGCGAGUGGUGCCAUUAUGAACUCUACUUUGCCCACCACAAUCUUUUCCAUGCAGCUUUUGAUAACUUAAUCCUGAUCUUACUGGCACCCAUCCCACAGUACGCCAUUCCUAACAACUACCACAAGCUCAAAACCCUCAUGGCGCGGAGGACAUAUUUGAAAUGGCCCACAGAGAAGAGCAAGCAUGGACUUUUUUGGGC